Molecule: messenger RNA, 2204 nt
Organism: Cajanus cajan (pigeon pea)
Lineage: Eukaryota; Viridiplantae; Streptophyta; Magnoliopsida; Fabales; Fabaceae
Source: RefSeq, a predicted model, not a curated record
AAAAAAAAAAAAAAAAAAAAAAAAAAAAAACUCUCAUAUCCUCUCAAGAUUGCUACUCAUCUUCCUCAUGUAAUCACGUUAACAGCGAUCAUCAAAGGAGGUAUAAUUUUAACUUUUAAGCAUGUAAGCUAAAUUCAACCGCUCACAGUAAAUAGGACAUUGCAUUUAUAGAUUUUAAGGACUAACAUAUAAGUCUAACUAAGCUUGUCUCUGAGUCGAGGUAUCAUAUAAAGGAUGGAUUUGAAUAAUCUCUUGCGAGUAAAGAAGAACUGAUGAGGAGAAACGAACAUAGAUUUUAGAAUGUAAGGAUUGAUUGUGAUAGGAUAUGAAACUCACUUAUGUUUCCAUUGACACGCUUGUGGUAUCGCCGGCACGUGAAAUUCUAAUCCUUAAUAAUACAUGCAUGUUCAGAAGGGAUAGCGUUAGCGUGUGAUGCGAUACAACUUAUCUAUGGACUAUAUGCUACCAACGGAGAAGAGAAAUCAACCGUUUAACUGAAAUCCAAAAGGCAACGACCAACUGAAUCUCGAAAAACAUUGGGAGAAAAAAAAAUGAUUAAGAUUCUCUCAUGGUAAAUUUUGUUGUGUUUGUAAGUAAAAAAGAUAUGAAAUAAUCGUAAUAAAAAAUAUCAUUAUUUAUUUCGUUAAGAAUUAAGACCAAUUUUCACGGUUCAUAUGUUUAAUGGGUUGUUGCUUCAGGCCCUCCUAUUACACUGGGGCCUCCUUUACAUACCCUUCUACUGACUAGAACUGCCCUUGUUGAACUGGAAACCAAAUGGGUAUUUACAAUUAUCUAAAUAUUUAAAUCAGCAGAGAGUGUAGUGAUCUAGAAGUAGAAGUAGAAGAUUUUAGAUUUGAUGGGUAUCCGUACAGCACUAGUCGGUGUCUGAAUCGGCAUUGGCAUUGGCAUUGGCAUUGGCUCCCUUAAAAGGUAGUUCUCCACCCACCUAAGACCUAACGCAUUGGUGUUCUGAGAUGGCUCGUCUUGCCACCUUAUCGGAGGAACCGGUGAGCGAACAAGACAAGAAAAGAAGCUCCUCCAACAAAUGGCGCAAGUGGAAGUGGAUAUCACUGUUCCAGAAGAAGCAGGACCUCAAGAUCCUCCUCAGCGUCCUCGCUUGCCCUCUCUUCCCCGUCCCUCUCCCUCUCCCUCCCCACUCCAUUCCUCCCCACCUCUCCUCCUCCGCUCACUACAUCAUCCAACACUUCACCGCCGCCACCUCUUCCCGCAACUUCCACGCCACCGUCAAGAACGUCUUCGCCACCGGCAACCUCCAAAUGUCCGCCGUCGAUCAUCUCGGACUCUCCCACUCUGGCUGCUUUGUCAUCUGGCAAAUGUUCCCUCACAAGUGGCUGUUUGACUUGGUUGCCGCCUCUCACAAGGUUCUCGCCGGUAGCGAUGGCACCGUCGCUUGGCGCCAUACCCCUUGGCUCCGUGCACACGCCGCCAAAGGCGCCGUUCGCCCUCUUCGACGCGCUCUUCAGGGACUGGACCCUUUGGCAGUUUCUGCUGUAUUCUGUGCUGCGCAAUACAUGGGAGAAAAGCAAAUCUCAGGCAUGGAUUGUUUCGUUUUAAAGGUGUCAGCAGAUCAGAAGGACCUGGUGGAGCGCAGUGAUAGCACUGCUGAGAUGAUCAAGCACGUUGCAUUUGGCUACUUCAGCCAAAAAAAUGGGCUUCUAGUGCACCUUGAGGACUCUUACCUCACCCGGAUUCAAUCACCUGGGACACACCCCACGUAUUGGGAGACCUCGAUGUCAACCAAAAUUGAGGAUUACCGAAUGGUGGAUGGUGUCAUGAUUGCACAUGCUGGCCAUUCAACUGUGAUCAUCACAAGGUUUGGAGACAAUCAAAAGACGGGCCCUGCCAUCACACGGUUGGAAGAAUCCUGGACCAUUGAUGACGUUGCAUUCAAUGUCCCUGGCUUAUCCAUGGACUGCUUCAUACCCCCCAAGGAACUCAACAAACACUAUCCACAUGAAGAUCUAGAUUGGAGAUCACCCUUGCAUGAAGCAUGAUCAAAACCUUGGAGGACUUUUUGCUAAAUAAUUUACUUGUUUUUCAUAAUGCUAACUACUAUUAUUUGGAGUAUGUUUGGAUACAGAUUUAUAAAAGCUUUUGAAAGUUUUUCUGAUCUUUAUUUUCUUUCAAAUUUUCAUUUGAAAAUUUCUCAAAAAUUUUUUUAAGUUUGUAUCCAAACUAGUCAA